AUGGACUCGUUUCUGAAAGAACCGUCUGAACAUACACACGCACCUGAUCCAGACCAAGUUCAUGUCAUUCGCCUUAAAAAUGAACUGAAAACUCGUGGUGCAUCAUCGGAUGAAGCAACGAGUACAAUAUUAUUUGAGGCGCUACGAACGAUUCCAUUGAAUGUAGUUGCAGAUUUGCCUACGAAUAAUGCAUUGAUGCAAACAAUUCGACGCGAACGACCAACAAUACAACUCGACGAAAAUGGCCAUUUGCCUCUUGCAUUCCGCCAAACUGAUCGAGGUGAAAACUUUGUCUUGUAUGAAGAUGAUUCUAUGGUUAUAUUCACAUGUGACAAAAAUCUAUCCGUUUUAAAGGAAUGUCCUCAUUGGUUUAUGGAUGGAACGUUUAGCAUUUGUCCGAAAAGCUUUUACCAGUUAUUUACUGUGCACGGGAUGUAUUCACUUCAACUUAUUCCUCUUGUCUAUGCCUUACUAAUUGGAAAAAACACCAAAGACUAUGACAGACUUUUCGAACAAUUAUUAUUGCACCAUGACUAUCAACCUGAAUCUAUUCUAAUUGAUUUUGAAAGCGCCACACUGAAAUCCUCUAAAUCAUUGUUUCCACAAGCUGCCCAAAUAGGCAAAAUUAACGUGAAAAAGCUAAUGGCUCUUGCGUUUUUACCUGUAUCGGAUGUCACAAAGGGUUAUUCAACAAUUGUUGAUGCUUUCGAUGAAGAGGAUUACGCCUUACUGGAUUAUUUCGAGAAAGUCUGGGUAGGACAAAAAAUAGGAAGAGGUAGUCAGCGUAGCAGACCGAAAUUCGAUUUACGUUUAUGGAAUACUUAUGACCGAGUUAUCAGAGACUUGCCAAGGUCUAAUAAUGCAUUAGAGGGAUGGCAUAAUGCCUUCAACAAUCGGGUAUCGAUCAAACAUCCUUCCAUCACCAAGCUUGCCAAAUGUAUUAUACGUGAACAGUCCCGAUUUGAGAUUGACAUUGAACGCCUUCGUACAGGCAGCUACUCCGAAUGUCUUUCAACUGUUGUUUCAUCGAACUCUGAAGGAUCAGAUGAUGAUGCAAUCGAACCGGUGUUACCAGUUGCUGUUGUAAAUACAACUGAUCCGCUCAUAUCGCAUCAGGCUGAUGCACCGAAUAUUCCGACAAAUGGUUAUGAAUUCGAUGAUGACGAUCGAAUUGAUAAUGACGAUUCUCCUUCUUUGUUUACUAACGCAUCUAUUACUGUUCGUUUUGCAACGAUGGCAAUCAUGAAAUUCGCAAUGUCUGUAAACCUGGACAAAAGUCAUACGAUGAAGCUACUGAAAUUAGUGAAAUCGUUACUGCCACACCCCAAUACUUUACCAACAUCGCAUCACUCUGUUUUGAAAUUAUUUGGCCGGACAAGUGCUUUCACUUCGAAAUAUGUUUGUGAAAAGUGCGGAAAUGAUAUUGGUGAAGGUAGUGGUAGCGUCAAGCGAUGUUUCAAUUCCAAUUGCCCUUAUUUUAAUCAAAACCUGGUGAAUAAUCGAUUUACCGAAAUUGUUACCAUGGAUAUUCGAUCAGCCAUUCACUCUGUCGUAAAACAAAAUUUCAACUUAUUUUCGACUGACCCAAGCCUGUUUCCUGUUGGUGAUAUAGUACACUCAGAUUUCUAUUCGAACCAUAACAAACAUAACAAAAAGCAGGAAUUAACCCUUAUUGUUCACGCGGAUGGCGCGCCACUGGUUCGCAGCUCUCAACAAAGUCUUUGGCCCUUGCUUGCCAACAUCGUCGAAAUUCCUCCACCUUAUCGAGAAUAUCAACGCAACAUUCUUGUCCUUGCUCUAUGGUCGAGCCGGAAAAAGCCCGAUGUCGAUACGUUUCUCAAUGUUGUUCUCUCUCAACUAAAAACAUUAAUGGAACAUGGUACAACUAUCGUCAUUAACGAUCAAGAAUAUCAUUUCGUUAUAAAUAUUCAAGGCUUCAUUGCUGAUUUGCCGGCGAAAUCGCUGUUCCUGAAGACAAUUAAUUUCAACGGGAAUUAUGCCUGCACGUGGUGCUAUGCACGCGGUGAAUACAACUUAAACUCUCGUGUGAUGCUAUACCCGUAUAAUCGAAACGGAAACCAUUUGCGUACCCAUGAUGAAUUCUUACAUGAUGCUCAAUUAGCAGCUAUUAGAAAUGAAGCGGCAGCACGGGAAGUGAUAAUUAACGGUGUACGUGGAUUUUCACCUUUACUUUCAAUUCUCCGGUACCCCAAAAUGCGUUCUAUAUGA
Messenger RNA from Adineta ricciae, 2229 nucleotides. The record is from the annotation of a GenBank genome assembly. NCBI's taxonomy places the organism in Eukaryota, Metazoa, Rotifera, Eurotatoria, Adinetida, Adinetidae.